CCGGUUAACAUGCAGACUUGGGCUUUCACGGUGGCUAUUAUUUUUCUGGCCAGCAGUUGCUUUGCCGCUCCUGCUAAGCAGGAGAGGAUCGAGACCGAUCCGGAACUGACAGCUGGCUACAUUCAGGGGGAUAUGGUGCCCAGUCCCCAGGCUAGAAAUGGGUUGCGCAAUGAGACGUACAGGUGGCCAAAUAGGAUUGUCUACUAUUAUAUCAACAGGAAUAUUGAUACCGAUCAUCGCAACCAUAUUCUUCGAGGCAUCCGAAUCAUUGAGCAGAACUCCUGCCUGAGUUUCAAGGAAGCCACCACGGACCAGGAUUACUACAUAAACGUCACAUCGGAGGCCGGCGGAUGCUACUCCUACGUGGGUCACCUGAACAGAGUGCAGCAAUUGAACCUGCAAAACUACGAUCUGGAUGCUGGCUGCUUCCGCCUGGGAACCAUUGUCCACGAAUUCCUGCAUGCCCUGGGAUUCUAUCACCAGCAAAGCACUUGGAACCGGGAUGAAUAUGUCAGAAUAGCAGAAGAAAAUAUAACCGAAGGCACUGAGGGAAACUUCAAUAAGUACGACAACGAGACCGUUGAUGAUUACAACGAGCCCUACGACUACGGCAGUGUCCUGCACUACACGGCGUAUGCAUUCUCUAAGAACGGAGAGAUGACCAUCGUCCCGCUGCAGGAAGGAGCCGUCGAGCUCAUGGGUCAGCGAGUGCAAAUGUCCCAGUCCGACAUUAAUAAGCUGAACACCAUGUACAAGUGUCCCCGAAAGAUUUAAGAUUUACGAAAGGACGUUGAGUGCCCAAAGGAUAGUUAACCAGCUUAAAUUAUAAAUACGAUUUAGACUUGACACAAAGUUUGACCAUAUUAGCAUGUUUCUUAAUUUAAACAAAUUUCAAUGGAGUAAAAAUAAAUAAAUGUUAUGGAAGUGUUAUUGAUAAUGCUAAAUGGUAACCCCAUUCUGAAACUAUCUAAUAAA
Drosophila bipectinata is the source of this 975-nucleotide messenger RNA. RefSeq names its product seminal metalloprotease 1. The record is from RefSeq and is a predicted model, not a curated record. Gene Ontology annotation, molecular function: metalloendopeptidase activity; zinc ion binding. Gene Ontology annotation, biological process: proteolysis. NCBI's taxonomy places the organism in Eukaryota, Metazoa, Arthropoda, Insecta, Diptera, Drosophilidae.